AAAAAAAACUUACUGGGAAAAAAACGUUGGAUUGUCAUCGGGAGUGAUCGCGCUUCUAUGCUUUCAGACUGCAGCAUUACUAAACAGAAAGCGGGAAUUCCUUUAUUGAGCGGGUAAACAAACAUAAAACCGGUUUUGGGGUGUUUGCCGAGUUUCAUAGUUUGGAGGACUAUUUUUUUUUUCCCUGGAUUCAACAAGGAAACCGGAUCUCCGCGCCGCUCAGGUGACUCAAACCAGAGCCUCCAGCCCCUGAACAACCUAGAAAGGAGAGAAGAAAAGAGGACAACUUGGGUGGAGAACAAAAUCAGACUGGGAAAUAAGUGGAAAAAACAACUUGAAACUUUGGAAAUAAAACAAAACAAAACUGGCAGACCAGAUUUAAUAUCAACUGGAAAGAAAACGCAACAACUGAUUACUCAGACAAGCACACAGAGGCAAAGAAAGACUCCGAUCAGCACGUAACUGCAAUUAGGCAAAUCGAGGCCUUCUCAAUAUCGACACAGAGAACGUGUACAGUGACUGACUCACAAACUGACAUUGACGUGUAUAAAGUAAUCAUAAUUCUAAUACUGUAGAUGCAGUCUGGACUCCUGGAUAUAUUGUUUACAUCUGCUCUUCCGAAAUAGAUGUGUGCAGCUGGUAGCCACAAACUGACAAGCAAUAGGUUUCAGCUGUUUUGAUAAAGGCAGCCAGAUAGAUUGCUAGGCAGACCGACAGAAAUAGUUCAUUUAUAAACAUAUACAUGAAAAAUAACACAUUUAAAAUAACUAGAUACUCUUAGAGAUUAUUUCAAACGUAUUGAAAUUUAGUUAUACAACAAACAAAAAAAUUACGAUUUAUACAAGCAGACAGAAACACUGUACCUUUGUAGUUGAAUAUCAGAACAGUUGAAGCUAGUGGGGGAAAAAAAGGCAAAUUAAUAGGAUUGGUUAAGAAGGAAAGAGAGACGUCAUUGAAAAACAAUCUUUGAUCCCGUGACGCACACAGGCGGUUUGAAGAUUGUCUCUGAGGUGGGCUCUGCCCGUUACAGCUUCCCCCUCAAGGCGAAACACAGAUGCUCUGCGUGGACAGAGUUUGAAUCUGGGCAGCCUAGUGCAAGUCCAGACGGAUUCAUUGGCUCCCAGCCCGCUUGUGGUCUGAAAUACCGACGCGAACUGAGACCGAAGAAGCGAGAGACAGAGAGACGCAGACGAGACCAGACUAGACACAGAAAGAGCAGAGAUGCCGAUUCUCAAGCCUUCCCGUAGCCACAGCGACGGAGUGGGCGGGGCUUCUUCCUACCGACGCCCCCGAUUGGACCCCACCAUGAUCUCUGCCCCCUUGGGAGACUUCAGACACACCAUGCAUGUGGGGAGGGGUGGAGACGCCUUCGGGGACACCUCCUUCCUGUCCAAUCACGGGCCGGCACCCAAGUCCACACCCCCUGUGUCGGACCCCGCCCACCAGCCAGGCAAAGCUGCCAUGACAACAACGACCAACAACAACAACGACAGAGAUAACAAUGAGAACAGUUACGGUUCCACCACACCCAGCAUGGCCGCUGGAAGCUACCCAGCCUCUAUGGAGGCUGGGAGGGCUGUUGACUCGCCCAGUAUGGCUGCCAGCGGAUACAGCAAUGGUCCCUCCCACCCUCCUCUCAAACACUCAGAAUCCAUCUCCUCCUUUAGCCUCGACUUGGAUCUGGGGCCCUCCAUGUUAGGGGAAGUUUUAGGGGUGAUGGAAAGAGAGGACCAAGUCGACACAUGGGCGGGGCUUAUCAGCAAAGAGGCGGGGCUAGAACCAGGCGGUAAAACGAAAUGGGAAGGAUCUGGGGGAAAGAGAGAGGAAGGAAAUGGGGAAGGGGAGAGGUCAAGAGCAGCGAUCGGGUCAGUCCGAGAAACUGAUUCGGCGAACGGAAUUCCCAGCUCCCAAGACGACACCCCUUGUGAAAGCCAAGACCACACCCCCAGGAACGGAAGCCGCGCCUCUUCGGUGAGCUCAGAGUAUGAAGGGGUGAGUGAGGGAGAGAUGGAGAGAGAGAGGCAGCGCAAGCCUGGAGAGGGUGGAAUGCUGAGAGCUAGUUUGCUAAAGAAGCCCCCUCUGGAUCUAUCAGAUUCGGAGGAGGAGGAGGAGGAGGAAGAGGAUGGGCGGGGCUAUGUGUUCGAAGAUGAUUUUGACGAUGAGAUCGGCCUAUAAGAGAGCUGCUUUUGUUUUUGUUGUUUUUUUAGUGGGCGGGUUUAAAGAAAAUACAAAAUCUGAAACUGUGGACUCUCAGAGUUGUCACCCCUAUAUUUUUUUCUGUGCUUUCUAACUAUUUCUCAACGGCAUUUCUGGACUAAUAAUUAAGGUUGCA
Messenger RNA from Polyodon spathula (Mississippi paddlefish), 2332 nucleotides. It is a transcript of the gene cdc42ep5, whose product is annotated as CDC42 effector protein (Rho GTPase binding) 5. The transcript is spliced from 3 exons. Bases 1222 to 2175 code for a protein of 317 amino acids. Lineage: Eukaryota; Metazoa; Chordata; Actinopteri; Acipenseriformes; Polyodontidae. The record is from RefSeq and is a predicted model, not a curated record.